Molecule: messenger RNA, 1106 nt
Organism: Quercus lobata
Lineage: Eukaryota; Viridiplantae; Streptophyta; Magnoliopsida; Fagales; Fagaceae
Product: transcription factor MYB30-like
Exons: 3
Coding region: 73-873 (266 amino acids)
Source: RefSeq, a predicted model, not a curated record
ACUAAGUCAUAUGAUAAAUAGCUAAUGGUUUUGAGGUUUGGAAGGUGAAAAUGAGCUAGACUUUUAACAGAGAUGGUGAAAGCUCAGCAUGCUGAGGAGAAGAUGCCUUUGAGAAAAGGUGCAUGGACUUCUGAAGAAGAUAAGAAGCUGACUGCUUACAUUAAGCGAUAUGGCAUUUGGAAUUGGAGUCAGAUGCCAAAACCUGCAGGUUUGGCAAGGUCUGGGAAGAGUUGUAGACUUCGUUGGAUGAAUUACCUUAGGCCAGAUAUUAAGCGUGGAAACUUUAGCAAGGAAGAGGAGGAAACCAUACUCAAGUGCCAUGAAGAGCUGGGAAACCGAUGGUCUGCAAUUGCAGCAAUGCUUCCUGGAAGAACAGAUAAUGAAAUAAAAAAUUACUGGCACACUAACUUGAAAAAGCGCUUUAGGAACAAUUGGAGUACUAGUUCAACAACUGUAUCACUCAAGGUGCAAAACUGGGAUGUUGAAGCUAACCAGAAUGAUUCAUCUGAGAUUAAUCUCUUACAUUGCGAUGCCUCAAAAGUGUCAAACUUGGAUGGCAAUCAUCCUAUGUCACCACAACUAUCCACUGAGGAUCCCUCUUCAUCAAGCACUGACCCUGCUGUUGAAAUUGAUAGAAACCAAACCAUAGAAGAGAAUGUUUGUUCAUCUGAAACAUUUGAAGAACUCCAAAGUUUCUGGGAGCAGCCAUUUUCAUUGGAGGACUGCAUGGUGGAAACAGACCAUGCAGGAUUUAUAGCUCAAACUACUAAUACAUGUUUUCCAGAACCCAUAUAUCCAUGUGUUUCUUAUGAAGACGUCCAAAAUGAUUUGUGGUUCAAUCUACCUAAUCACGAUGAAAUGCAUGGUAUGUGAUAGUGUCUAUAUAUUAGUAUUGAUUUGAACCAGAAAUCACAUGACUUGUUAAGUAGUUCCAUUAUUUGUAUGUCAAUAAGAAUUAAGACAUUUGAAUCCUUGGGGUGUAAUUAAACAGUUCAAUCUAUAUGUACUAUUGCUAGCCAAUGUGCUUGAAAUAUGAAGAUAGAGAUACUCUAGAUGCUCUAGUAUUGCAUAGAAAUUUUAGUGUGAGAAGGUUAUGCAGCCGAUAU